Musca domestica (house fly) is the source of this 861-nucleotide messenger RNA. RefSeq lists its product as uncharacterized. The record is from RefSeq and is a predicted model, not a curated record. The transcript is spliced from 2 exons. The coding region runs from base 76 to 729 and encodes 217 amino acids. NCBI's taxonomy places the organism in Eukaryota, Metazoa, Arthropoda, Insecta, Diptera, Muscidae.
UGCAUAGACAAACAGUUGUCUUGGGAUUUGAACAUUUAAAUUAAACGAGGAUACUUUCCAAAAAACUCAAGCAGGAUGAUGCAUGUUAAAUUGACCUUUGUAUUGCUGGCUUUGGCUGUGGUCUUGGCUCAGGCCAAACCCUCCUUGCCUUUUGGCUUCCAUCACCAUGGCGUACCGGAUCACAUUGAUUUUGCUCCACCGGCACAUUUGCAUCAAGAGGUCUUGUCUGCUCCCACUCACUUCCAUCAGGCUCCUCCAGUAUUGCCACCAGCCCAUUUCCAUGAAGUACCUGCUCCAGCCCAAUUUCUUCCAGCUCCUGCUCCCCUACUCCCCGCUCCAGCUCCUCUCCUCCCCGCUCCGGCACCUCUUCUCCCUGCCCCAGCUCCCUUGCUACCAGCUGCCCAUGCUCACCUUGUGCCCGCACCAACUCAAGUAGUUCACACUCAUGUUCUACCCGCCCCAGCUCCCGUUUUACCCGCUCCUGUGCAUUUCACCAAGGUGUUGCCACCCGUUUUCGAAGCCAUUCCCUUCACCGCCCCAGUUCCCAGCUACCGUGCCAUUCCCGGACCCAAGACCACCACUCACCAUGUCUCGGUUGGUUAUGCCUUCCCUCACGCCCACACCCAUGCUCAUUUCGCCAAAGCCAUAGUUGCUCCCCAUCAUCAUCAUCAUGCUCAUUUGCAUGCCGCCCCCUUGGCCCUGGCCCAUCAUCAUCACACCCUUUUCUAAAAGGUUCCCUUUUGUAUUACUUAUGCCCGUGGGGCAUGCAAAAGGUCAUUUUUGGACAGUUUUACGAAAAUGUGUUGUUACAAGAUGGCCGGCCCAAAGCUAAGUUUCGGUGGUAAUGUUUUUAAAUUUGUA